AUGUCUGACAGCUCGAGCGCGCGACGAAUUCGUCCGUUAGGCGAAGCUGUUGUCAACAAGAUUGCUGCCGGAGAGAUUAUUGAACGUCCGGAAAAUGCAGUUAAAGAAUUGAUUGAAAAUUCACUAGACUCUGAAAGCACAAUUAUUGAUGUCCUUCUAAAGGAGGGAGGCUUAAAAUUACUACAAAUCUCUGAUAAUGGAACUGGUAUAUAUAAUGACGAUUUACCAUUGCUUUGUCAGAGAUUUAGCACGUCAAAAAUUACCAAAUUUGAAGAUCUUUCCUCCGUUAAGACGUUUGGCUUUCGUGGUGAAGCACUAGCCAGUAUAAGUCACAUUUCAAGACUGACUGUGACAACCAAAAGAAAGGAUGCAGUUCAUGGUUGGCGUGCAUUUUACAUUGAUGGAAAACUAGCACCUGCUACUGGACAUGGAUCAUCGGCCCCCCAACCUUGUGCAGGAAAGCAAGGAACAGUUGUGUCUGUCGAAGACUUGUUCUACAACGUCCCAAGUCGAAAGGUUGCAUUAAAAAAUGGCGCAGAAGAGUUUCGUCGAAUUUUGUUACUCAUACAAAAAUAUGCCAUUCAUAACGAGAGUGUGUCAUUCUCGUGUAAAAAGUUUGGAGAUAGUGCUGCCACACUGUCCCUUUCUUCUCGUUUUCGUCGAAUCGACCGUAUUCGACAGGUUUAUGGCUCAAACUUAGCAAAGAACUUGCUUCCAUUCGAAGUAUAUGGAGGUUCAUUGUUAGAAGGGUUUUCUGCGCAAGGUCUUGUCAGUAAUGCAAAUUACGCAUCCAAAAAAACCGUUUUUCUGCUGUUCAUUAACAACCGACUUGUUGAAUCGACGGAUUUAAGAAAAAAUCUUGAGGAAGUUUACAGCGAAUUUCUUCCCAAAGGUGCUAGUCCUUUUCUGUAUCUUUCACUAAACAUUCCGGAAUCACAAGUGGAUGUAAACGUACAUCCUUCAAAACGUGUUGUGCAUUUCCUUCACGACCAGGAAAUAGCAGACUUGCUUCGGUCUCAUCUUUCAAAGGUUCUCGAAAACGAGGAUGCACGAAGAAGCUAUCAUGUUCAAACCGUUCUUCCUUCAACGACAACAAUGCUUAAGACACCGGAAAGCAAUCGACAAGGGCGACCGAGUCAUACAGUGUACGAGCAUCACAUGGUGCGCACUGACCCACGAGAGCAAAGUAUAAAGACGCUUAUGAAUCGACACACGCCAACUUCGAGCCAGAAGACCCCAGCUUGCGGGCCAGCAUCUGAAGCCACCGAUUACGAGGCAUCUCCUACGCCUGUUGCGAGCAAAUCACUUUCAAGGUCAAACUUAUUACAAUCAGAAGACAAAGUCUAUCGCACAGAAGUAAACUACAAAAGUAUACUUGAGCUUCGAGAAGAGGUACUGCAAUCAAUGCAUGUACUUACUACGAACAUUCUCACGGAACACAAGUAUGUGGGGCUUGUAUGUCCCGAACGCGGUUUGUGCGUUAUCCAGUACAAUAUUGGUCUUUUUCUAGUUGACUACCUGUCGCUUUCUUUUGAGCUUUUUUAUCAAAUAGGGCUAUCUGAAUUUUGUAAUUUUGGAUGCAUAAAGCUUGAGCCCAGCAUUUCGGUACGCACUUUACUUGAGCUCGGACUACCGGAGCAGGACGAAGUCGAUGGAGAAACAAAAAACAAAUCUGAACUUCUGGAAAAAACGGAGCGAUUGCUGCUGGCUCGACGCGAAAUGUUAAGCGAAUAUUUCCAAUUAACAAUUAGUCCAGAAGGCCAAUUAGAAUCUAUACCAAUGCUGCAUGCGGAGUACUCACCGUUCCUUGAAAAGCUCCCCUGGCUUUUGGCCGAUCUUGCCCCUCACAAAAUUGAAUGGCUCGAAGAAAAAGCAUGUUUUGCGGGCAUACUGAAAGCAAUUGCCCGCUUCUAUGUGCCUGUUAAGCUUGACUCGGAAAACGCCAAGUCGGACGAAGUGGAACGGAUAGUCCAAUUGCUUGAAGAAAUACUCUUUCCAGAGUUUAAGCGGCGUCUUCUUUGCAGCAAACGACUUAUGGAUGAGCGGAAAAUUUUCCAAGUGACAAGCCUUCCCAGAUUGUACACGGUGUUUGAACGGUGUUGA
Schizosaccharomyces japonicus yFS275 is the source of this 2103-nucleotide messenger RNA. RefSeq names its product MutL family protein Mlh1. Gene Ontology annotation, molecular function: ATP binding; mismatched DNA binding; ATP-dependent DNA damage sensor activity. Gene Ontology annotation, biological process: mismatch repair; meiosis I cell cycle process. The coding region runs from base 1 to 2103 and encodes 700 amino acids. The transcript has 4 exons. Gene Ontology annotation, cellular component: mismatch repair complex; nucleus. The record is from RefSeq and is a predicted model, not a curated record. NCBI's taxonomy places the organism in Eukaryota, Fungi, Ascomycota, Schizosaccharomycetes, Schizosaccharomycetales, Schizosaccharomycetaceae.